Messenger RNA from Choloepus didactylus (southern two-toed sloth), 1117 nucleotides. It is a transcript of the gene NUDT1, whose product is annotated as nudix hydrolase 1. Gene Ontology annotation, molecular function: 8-oxo-7,8-dihydroguanosine triphosphate pyrophosphatase activity. Gene Ontology annotation, biological process: DNA protection. The transcript has 4 exons. The record is from RefSeq and is a predicted model, not a curated record. NCBI's taxonomy places the organism in Eukaryota, Metazoa, Chordata, Mammalia, Pilosa, Megalonychidae. Bases 508 to 978 code for a protein of 156 amino acids.
GCGCCCACUAGACCCCGGGUUCCAUGACUGGUCCCGCCGUCCGGCCUUGGAUAAGUUACUUAGUCUCUCUAAAUGAAGAGAUCAAGCCUUAGCUCGCGGGGUUGUUGGAUCUAUUAAGCUAACUGUGAAGGACUUAGCGCAAUAAGUGAUGCCCUAUGCUGCUAGCCUCACCCAUCUUCAUCGUCAGAAUUUACUCCUGAUCCAGGGUCGGGGCAGGACGCAUCAGUGUCAGGCCUAACAGGAGGCACAGCCCGCGUCCACAGAGACCGAUCAUCCCUUCUGACCUAACCCCACCGCCGGGACCCAGCCUUAGGCCCCUCUCUCGGAAACCUCAGCUUCCCAGGAGAGACCCCUGGCUCUGAACUCUAAGUCUUAGUUGGGUGUCCUUCUCAGAGCGGACUCGCGUUAAGUAGGCCCCAGGCCAGGAAGGCUGGGAAAGGAAAGGGUCCUCGUCCUCCAGUAUUUCUCUGGGGUCUUUUCUCCAGGGACACAGAACUGGACAGCACCAUGUGUACCUCCAGGCUCUACACCCUGGUGCUGGUGCUGCAGCCUCAGCGAGUUCUCCUGGGCAUGAAGAAACGAGGCUUCGGGGCCGGCCGGUGGAAUGGCUUCGGGGGCAAAGUGCAAGAAGGAGAGACCAUCGAGGACGGGGCCAAGAGGGAGCUGCAGGAGGAGAGUGGCCUCAUAGCAGACACACUGCACAAGGUGGGCCAGAUCGUGUUUGAGUUUGUGGGGGACCCUGAGCGGAUGGACGUGCACAUCUUCCGUGCAGACAGCACCCAGGGCACACCCAUGGAGAGCGAGGAAAUGCGUCCCCAGUGGUUCCGGCUGGAUCAAAUCCCUUUCGACGACAUGUGGCCUGACGACAGCUACUGGCUUCCUCUCCUGCUUCAAAAGAAGAAGUUCCACGGCUACUUCAAGUUCCAGGGUCACAACACCAUCUUGGACCACACGCUGCAGGAAGUGGACAAAGUCUAGAGAAAACCCCUCCAGCCAGAGGGGCCGUGGGCUGGACCCACGUGGGCCCCACUGAGCCAGCAGCUGGGCGCAGCUUUUCUGCGUUUGGCACAUGAGCAGAUGGUGGGGAAAAUAAACGUCUUUCCAUUUGUACACACUG